UCCCCCGUGAGCAAACACGGGAUUAACUGCUCAGUUGUGUCAGUUUUGAACCAAUACGACCGCGCUGGUUCUUCUGCUUUCAAAAAGACAACUUCAACUUCUAACCGAGACUUGGAAAAUUCAAGCUGCAUGUUGGAUUUCCAGUGCAAUGAUCAUACAAUCUGAUGAACAGGGCUGGUGGUGCCUUUGCAAAGAGUCACACGGAGAAGCGCAGUGGCUUUCGUGCAUUUCAUAAUUUUCUCUGACUUUUUUUGAAAAUGGAAAUUUGACAAUAUCAUCAGAGAAAGAUUAGGAUGCUUUAUUCUGCUUUACUCUUUUUUUCAUCACUUUAACAGCCCAGAGCAACUGAUCAUGCACAUGAUCAAGCCUUUGAGGACACUGUGUUUUGGAGUCUUCGGGAAUCCUAACCUCUUUGGCACCGACAAAGACUUAUCAGUAGUGAUAAAGGAUUGUCCUUGUUCGUUUGGGAAAUCCAACGCAGCAAAAAACUGAUGGAAGUCGGGAAACUGGCAGGAUUGAGUUUCCUGGGGGGUAGAAGGAAUCAUCAUAUUUCAGAGAGCCAAUGGACUCCAAGGUAAUUGAGAAUUCCUAGACUUCUUCUGGCUCCCACAAGGAUUUUCGAAGAGUGUUUUCGACGGAGGAGGAUUUAAAUGGUGCUAAUAACGGAGGAACAAGGUAAAGGUUCAAAGGUUCAAGAGAAUGGAGUGGCUGGAGGAGUCAGAAUUAGUAAGACUGAGUAUAGAACCAAUAAAGUGGAUAUGGAUAUUCCUGUCAUGUCCAUCACCAAGGCUGGCAAAGACGACGAUGAGAGCGAGGAAUCAAGCGAGGCAGAUAAUGAGGAACUUGAAAUCGAUUACACUCGAAAUUACUGGGAGGAUGAAGAUGAUAUCUACCAGGAAUUUGAAGAGUUGGACUUUGAGACCUUGCCCGAUCGCUCAGACACACAGAGCAUUGCCUCAGAUGACUCCUUCUAUCCCCUCGACAAUUCAGUCACCUCUCACAUGCGCUACUCGUUUAGCUCUGACAGUCCAGAGCCCAUCUCCUUCUUCAAGGCCUGCUGCAACAACAAUGCCGUCAUUGUCAAGAUCAUGAUCAGACAAGGAGUGACUGAAGAGGAAGUGAAGGAGACUGACAGAAACAGAAGAUCUGGCUUGAUUGUGGCGUGCUAUAACGGCUAUGUGGAUGUGGUCAUCGCUCUUUCUCAAUGCCCGUAUCUGGAUGUUAACUGGCAGGACAACGAGGGGAACACCGCUCUUAUAACUGCAGCUCAAGCAGGUCAUGCCAUCAUUUCCAACUACCUACUAAACUACUUUCCUGGUCUGGACAUCGAGAGGAGGAACUGUCACGGUUUCACAGCUUUGAUGAAGGCUGCCAUGCAGGGCCGGGCUGAGUGUGUUAGAUCGAUCAUGUUGGCAGGAGGUGAUAUCCAGGCUCGGGACUUUGGCCGGAAAAUGACACCCAAGGAGUGGGCGCUCUUCACCGGUCGGUAUGAAACAGCCCGCCUGAUGAGUCGGCUGAUGUCCAACCCUUGUCCUGAGCAGUUCUGUGACUCCUUCUCCCUGGAGUGGCCACUGCUGGAGGAGUUGGUGGCCCAGGCCCAAGAGCCAAAGACCUGUAAGCAGCGUUUGAUCAACCUUCUUUCCUGCUGCCCUUAUAGAUUUUACAUCAACAACAAGGUAAAACCUAUGGAAGAUGGUGUCCUUGAACACAUGGUCCGGAUCACCACGGGACUGUCCAGUCCGCUUAUCGCCACAGCUUGCCGCACGGUGUGCCCGAGCAGCCCGCCGUGCAUCGGAAAACGUCGUCACGCGGUGCAAGAGAUUCUAAAGAGGCAACGUCUGGCGGAGCUGAAGCGCUUGGGCCCAGAGAGGCUAAACAACUACAAGAAACGUUUCCAGAACUCACGGAUCCUCCUCAUCCCCAGGGAGAAGGAUCGGAGGGCCAGUCUCCAGCCUCAGCUGCUAAACAACAUGGCAGCGGCGUCCACAGUGGCCAUAAGACGAGCCAGCCUGCUGCCACUCCAUAUGCUGAGGAGAAGCAGUGUGAGGCCGGGCCUAGUGGUUCCCAAGGUGAGGCUCUGCAAGGCCCCAGCUCCAAGCUACAAACCAGAAAAACUCAGAAGGAACAGUAACCAGAACCAGCUCCAGAUACCCAAGUGGGAUUAUAAAAUGAAGAAAAUAGGGAGGAUGCAGGAGGAGGAGCGGCAACGACUGCUACCCCUGAUUAGGAGAAGAUGAAGGACCAAAGAAAGCUAAAGGAGA
Molecule: messenger RNA, 2261 nt
Organism: Maylandia zebra (zebra mbuna)
Lineage: Eukaryota; Metazoa; Chordata; Actinopteri; Cichliformes; Cichlidae
Gene: ankrd33bb
Product: ankyrin repeat domain 33Bb
Molecular function (GO): protein binding
Source: RefSeq, a predicted model, not a curated record